CCUGCAGUGCCCACCGCCGCCAGGAAAGGCCGCACGAAAAAAGAGGCCAGAGAGAACACCAACCGGGACAGUCCCUGCGGCCACGAGAGGAAGAUCGCCGACAAGCUGCAGCGCACCGAGGCCAAGAAAAAGGGCAAAGGAGGCAAAGAGUGA
Messenger RNA from Staurois parvus, 153 nucleotides. The record is from the annotation of a GenBank genome assembly. NCBI's taxonomy places the organism in Eukaryota, Metazoa, Chordata, Amphibia, Anura, Ranidae.